AUGGACGUCUGUGCCACAAACUCCAGUUGCAGAGUGGAACCCCACCAGGGUGUGUCCUAUGCUUCAGUGUUUCUAGUGGGGUUUCUACUAAAUGCUGCUGCUCUGCGUGCUUUCAUCGCCAAGUGGGACUCCUGGAAAGACACCCACAUCUACAUGUUCAACCUGGCAAUAGCAGACUUUGCCCUCAUCCUCUUCCUUCCCUUCAGGAUUUAUGAUUCCUUCUUCUGCCUCCCAAAGACUUACUUCUGUACUUUCUUCAUUUUUAUUCAUUUCAUCAACAUGUACGCCAGCAUCAUGACCACGACAGUCAUCAGCGUCCAGCGGUACCUGUCUGUAAGGUUCCCACUGAAGGUCAGAUUAUGGAAGAAGAAGAAACAGAGUGCUGUUGCUGUGUGCCUGGUCAUCUGGGUGAUUCUGGUGACUUUAUGUGCUAUAUUUCGUGAGGAGAACAGUCCUCAAAACCUCUGGACGUGUUUUGAAAGAUGUAAAGAUACACCACUGAAGGCACGAUCUAUGGUGCUUCUGGUUUUUGUAGGGUAUGUCACUCCGCUCCUGAUCAUUGUUUUCUGCUCUACUCAGAUCAUCUGCAUUUUGUUAAAGCUGCAAGACAAGUCUGAGAAAAUGAAAAAUGCAGUUGGCAUGGUAACAGCAAACAUGGUUGUGUUCAUCAUGUGCUACACACCGAUCCACAUAGCCUUUGUUGUUAACUACUUUUAUGUAGCACCUCAAGACUGGAAAGCUAGAAAUUUGUACAGUCACAACUUUCUAAUCUGGUCUGAGUGGAUUGCUUCCACCAACUGCUGUUUUGAUUCAAUCAGCUACUAUUUCUUAUUGAAAAGGAUCAAUUCAUAAACCGUUUUGUGAACAGUAUGUGUGCUUGUGCUUGUGUAUUAUUUACAAAAUAUAAUACAAUUCUUUUUUUUUUCUUUUUUUGGAAUACAAAAUUAUAUCAUUUAAAGAUAUUAAUGGUACACAGGAUAUACAAUAUAACCAUGGAAAAGUUGCUUUUCUACAUAUUUUCUACUGUAGUUGAGCUGCUUGCGAACACGUGUGGACAGCAGGAUCUUAUGAUACAAAAUAAUCAUUUUAUUACAGUGCAAUGACACUCCAAGUGCAUUAAUAGCUAUAGUUUCUCUUUUGCCCAGUCAUAUGAGACAUGGUAGUUAAUAUAAAGUUGUUCCCUUUAUCUAGAAGCAAGUGGUUGUCCUAUUUAAAAA
Molecule: messenger RNA, 1217 nt
Organism: Cololabis saira (Pacific saury)
Lineage: Eukaryota; Metazoa; Chordata; Actinopteri; Beloniformes; Belonidae
Product: G-protein coupled receptor 35-like
Exons: 1
Coding region: 1-852 (283 amino acids)
Biological process (GO): positive regulation of Rho protein signal transduction; phospholipase C-activating G protein-coupled receptor signaling pathway
Cellular component (GO): membrane
Molecular function (GO): G protein-coupled receptor activity
Source: RefSeq, a predicted model, not a curated record